AUGGGAGAGCAUGGAGAUCUGCAGCGACAAAUUCUUCAGAAGACACUCAAGGAGGUAGCUGAUGAUGAUGUGGAGGAUGCUGAUCCCUGUGUCAUUUGCUUGGACGCUAUCACCGAGCCAUGCGUCGGCAUUCCCUGCCAUCAUGCCAAUUUCGACUAUCUCUGUCUGCUAAGCUGGCUGGAGCAGCAGCCAAACUGUCCCUUGUGUAAGGCUAGCCUCAGUGCUGUCCAAUUUGAUCUAAAAGGGCCUGGAGGCCCAAAGACAUACAAGGUCCCUCCGUUGGGGACUACGAAUGUAGCGCCACGCCCUUCGCUGGCACACCAGACCCGAUCACGAAGACAGCAAUCCCGUCGACAGCGCUUCCCCGUGCCCGGUGCCUCGGCUGCUCAGAACAAUUGGCUUUCAGUCCGGAGAAAUGUGUAUCAUAACCGGCUUUAUUCGCUUCGCGUUGGCUCGAAUCGGCUCUCCCGGUAUACUGAGGUGACGCCAAAUGACUUCAAUCGAGAUGAGGCGCUUGUCUCACGGGCUCGCAAAUGGAUUCGUCGCGAAUUGCAAGUCUUCAGCUUCCUUCAUCCGGAAACAGAAGAUGCACCUCCACAACCGCGGAAUCCAGUUCCUCGGGCUGGACAGCAGCGACUGGAGCAGCGGAGGGCCAACAAUGCCGAGUUUCUGCUUGAGUACAUAAUUGCCAUAUUGCGGACUGUGGACAUCAAAGGCAGCGCUGGUCAAGCGGAGGAGCUGUUACGUGAUUUUCUUGGGAGAGAAAAUGCCCGUCUCUUUCUCCACGAGCUGCUCGCAUGGCUCCGGAGCCCGUAUACAUCCUUGGAGGAUUGGGAUCGUCAUGUACAGUAUCCAACUUCGACUCGUGGGUCCUGCGGUAGCCGGGCUCCGGAUGAGCGCUCUCCUCAACGCAGAUCUGCGCGUUCAGAUCUUGUGCGCGGGCGUAGCACGUCGCCUUCCAGAGAGCCCGAUCGAAGCUUAUUUGAACGGGUCUCGCGGCCUCAGCCGACGCGGCCCGAUCGAAGCAGGGAGCGGUCUUCGAGGCCAGUUUCAAAUCGAGGAGCUGACUGGCCGGAGCGCAACCGGCAUCUUCUGGACAGGUAUAUCCCUGAUUGA
Molecule: messenger RNA, 1116 nt
Organism: Penicillium oxalicum
Lineage: Eukaryota; Fungi; Ascomycota; Eurotiomycetes; Eurotiales; Aspergillaceae
Product: RING finger domain protein
Exons: 2
Coding region: 1-1116 (371 amino acids)
Biological process (GO): protein monoubiquitination; protein polyubiquitination
Molecular function (GO): ubiquitin protein ligase activity
Source: RefSeq, a predicted model, not a curated record